This is a messenger RNA of Phlebotomus argentipes, 1785 nucleotides long. It is a transcript of the gene DCP1, whose product is annotated as mRNA-decapping enzyme 1A. The transcript has a single exon. Lineage: Eukaryota; Metazoa; Arthropoda; Insecta; Diptera; Psychodidae. The record is from RefSeq and is a predicted model, not a curated record. Bases 72 to 1070 code for a protein of 332 amino acids. Gene Ontology annotation, molecular function: mRNA binding; enzyme activator activity. Gene Ontology annotation, cellular component: P-body. Gene Ontology annotation, biological process: positive regulation of catalytic activity; deadenylation-dependent decapping of nuclear-transcribed mRNA; deadenylation-independent decapping of nuclear-transcribed mRNA.
AGAAUACGAAAUGUCAGUGGCGAGUGGUGUGUAGAGGCGAAUUUACCCUGAAAAGGACGUUUUUAGUUAUAAUGGCGGAUGAAUUGCGUAUGAAUUUGGCAGCUGUGAAAAGGGCUGAUCCGUACGCGAAGAACAUUAUUGAGACAUCGGCUCACGUAGCAUUUUACACGUUCAAUUACGAGGAAAACGAGUGGGAAAAGACAGACGUGGAAGGUGCUUUCUUCGUGUAUAGACGGAAUGCGGAACCAUUUCACAGUAUUUUUAUCAACAAUAGAUUGAACACCAAUUCCCUUGUGGAGCCGAUCACUGCUGACUUGGAAAUCCAAACACAGCCCCCAUUUCUCCUAUAUCGCAACGAACGGUCGCGCAUUCGGGGCUUUUGGUUCUACAACAAGGACGAGUUGAAGCGCGUGGCGGAUCUAAUAAGUGGAUACGUGAAGGAGUGCCAGAAGAAGCAGAAAGCCAUGGAGGCGUCUGCCGGUGACAAAUCCAAGCCGGUUAACAUCUUUUCUAUGUUGAGCAAGGCGCAGGACGAUUUCAACAAGGUAAACCAACACAAGGGCGCCGGCGGCCAAGAGGCCACGCCACAGAGUGUGAUGAACUUCUUCGCGGCCGCCGCGAAGCCUACCGCCGCCAAGGAGCCGCCGCUCCUGCAGCGCCUUAUGUCCAAUCCCGCGCACUCAGUGGAGCACAUUGAGAAGCAGCAGCGCGCUGUAACGCCCCAUGAGGCGAAUGCGCGGCCAGCAUCGCCUCAGCGCUCAGAGAACGGCCUUACGAGCGCCCUACGCCAGAGCGGCUCCCCGCCGCCACCCACAGAAGGCGAGACGGAGUUGUAUCAGUUGCUGAAGCGCGUGGACAUCGGCAAACCUGCCCUCAUGCCGCCUACAAUGUUCCGGAAGGCCGGCGCGGCGUCACCGCCCGGCGAGGCGCCACAGGACGUGAAGCCGGAGCCGCUGACGCAAAACCAACUGUCGCAGGCGAUGAUGUAUCUGCUGAAGAACGACCCGGAGUUUGUGAAGAAGCUCCACGAAGCGUACCUCAAGUCCUUCGCCGAGAUGGUCUCGCUAUAAUAUUCAGCCCGCAGGAGCCACAAGAGGAAGCCGCGGCGGCCACCGUGUGGCUGCGCCGAGGCCUCUAGUCGCUCCGUGCCACCCAAGGACCAAUAAGGGCCCUUGGACAAUUCCUCCACAUCCACAGUACUGUUUGCGCCCCUCUCCCGCCGGCUGCGCCAGCUGCCGCGCUUCUAAAGCGCUCCCGUGUUCGAACAAAGGACGAAGGAUUCCUGAAGCCCGCAGAGACUUCAAUUGGUGAGGAAAAGGUGGCAAAUGAUACUUAAUUCUAGUUUCUAUGAAUACUUAUAUUUGUAAGGACAGGUUAAGCAGAGAGAGAAUUUAAAUGGAAUUAACAUGUGUUGCACGCUUGUAACUGUUAGAGAAGGAAAAGAGAGAGAGAUUAAGGAAUUUCCGAUUACAAUUUAAAUGGAGAAUUAUUGCAAGUAAAUAAUAGAGAUUUUAGUGUAAUUUUCUUGACACUGCAUUGAUUUUAGUAGUGAAUAUUGCAAGAAAAACAACUUUUGAAACAUAAUGUAAAUCAUGAGUAAAUAAAUUAUAAGUCAUUGAAUUCUGCGCACAAAAUUGUUUUAAUUCAAGCCUCUUGUUUACUUUAUCUGGAUUCAGUGAAAAAUUGUACAGUGGAAGGCAUGAAAAUAGGUGUACAAAGAAGACAAAAAUAGUCACAACUAUUUAACUUACAUUCUGCCAGUCUUUCUCCUCUUUCACAUUCGUA